Molecule: messenger RNA, 2569 nt
Organism: Umbelopsis ramanniana AG
Lineage: Eukaryota; Fungi; Mucoromycota; Umbelopsidomycetes; Umbelopsidales; Umbelopsidaceae
Exons: 10
Coding region: 14-2425 (803 amino acids)
Biological process (GO): regulation of GTPase activity; regulation of actin cytoskeleton organization
Cellular component (GO): cell cortex
Molecular function (GO): protein binding; GTPase activator activity
Source: RefSeq, a predicted model, not a curated record
CUCCUGACACAUCAUGGCGGACAGGCAGAAUGUCAUGGUCCAAUCGGCUGGCUACCCUGGCGGUAACGGCUCCAAUGUCGUGAGCAGAGCCGUUGCCGCUGCUGCUGCCAACAAUCACCAUUCAAGUCGAAAAGGUGGUCGCUCAUCCAAGCGCUACUCUGUUUCAGCUUUUUACUCUAUGGCCGCUGAGCAAGAUGUCGAAGUCGAGGAUGAGCUGGCAAAAGCUCAACGCCGUUUGCGAGACUUGAAGUCAAAGAUCUCUGGUCAGUCAAAGAAGAACUUUGUGUUGGAGCGAGAUGUACGUUAUCUCGACUCUCGCAUUGCUUUACUUAUUCAAAACAGAAUGGCAUUGGACGAACAAAAUGAAAUGGUGUCUCAUUUGGAGGAACAAUAUGACGAAGACAAUGGCUAUUAUCCAGACGACCGAAAAAUGCAGCAAUAUGCAAAUCUGUUUUUCUUACUUCAAAGUGAACCACGACAUAUUGCAACUCUGUGCCGACUGGUUAGCUUAUCUGAAAUCGAUACCCUUCUUCAGACGGUCAUGUUCACUUUAUACGGUAACCAGUAUGAAAGUCGUGAAGAGCAUUUGUUGCUCACUAUGUUUCAGAACGUUCUUGCUGCGCAAUUCGAAACUUCCACCGAAUUUGGCUCGCUUCUUAGAGCCAAUACCCCAGUCUCUCGCAUGAUGACCACGUACACGCGACGUGGCCCAGGUCAAUCGUACCUCAAAUCGGUUUUAGCAGAAAAGAUUUAUGGUUUGAUUGAGCAUAAGGAUCUCAACUUGGAGAUCAAUCCACUCAAGGUGUAUGAGCAAAUGAUCAACCAGAUCGAAGAGGAUAAAGGUGAACUGCCACCUAACCUUCCCCGUAGCGUUACCACCGACGUAGCAUCCGCCAAUCCCGAUGUGCGAGCUAUUAUUGAACCACGUAUUAAGAUGUUGAUGGAAAUCGCAAACUCCUUUUUGGCCACCAUUCUGGACUCCAUGGAUAAGGUUCCCUAUGGUAUUCGAUGGAUCUGUAAACAAAUUCGAUCUUUGACAAAGAGAAAAUACCCUGAAGCAACUGAUUUUGCCAUCUGCUCUCUCAUCGGUGGUUUCUUCUUCUUGCGUUUCAUCAAUCCGGCAAUCGUCACGCCACAGGCUUACAUGCUCAUUGACGGCGUUCCUGCCAAGCAUCCACGAAGAACUUUGACAAUGAUUGCCAAGAUGCUUCAGAAUCUCGCCAACAAGCCGUCAUACGCAAAAGAAUCUUACAUGUUGCCCACCAAUCCGUUUGUUGACGACAAUAAGCAGAGGAUCAACAAGUUUUUAAACGAACUUUGCGAAGUUGGUGACUUUUACGAGUCUUUGGAGAUGGAUCAAUAUAUGGCCUUGUCCAAGAAGGAUCUUUUCCUUAACAUCACUUUGAACGAAAUUUACAAUACGCACGCCCUUCUGCAACAACAUGUUGAAAUCCUUGCACCAAAGGAAAAAGAUCAUUUAAGAAUUCUGUUGGUCGAAGCUGGCAAUGCUCCGGCUCAAGUGCCUCGAAAAGACAACAAGGGAAUUGAGCUGCCACUUUUCAGUCGAUGGGAGAUUCCCAUUCAGGAUUUGACAACGGCGCUGAUGUCUGAAAACAAUAUCACACAGAAUGACAUCCUCUACAUGGAAACCAAAGCCAUUUAUGUCCAACUUAUCCGAUCCCUACCGCAUUUAUCGCAAUCUCAACUUGAUUUGGACUACAUAGCGGAAACAGCUGCUACAACCAAAGACGCUCAGCUGGUGCGAAAGGGUAUCAAAGUCAAGGAUAUGUUGCGCGAACUGGAAGAUGCUAGCGUGGUAGAUCAUCGUGACGGGUACAAGCUGUUGGUGGAAGAAAUUACACAAGAGUUGGCACAUCUCGGUAACCUGAAGGAAAUGAUCAUGCAGGAGAUCGACUCUCUUGAAUCCGUUUUCAAGAGCAUUCUUGAUCACAACAACUAUCUCCGCAUUCAAUUGGAGAGCUACAAGGCCUAUCUGCAAAACGUUCGAAUGCAGAGUGGAGGAGGAGAGAAAAGUGGCAAGGGUUCAGUUGGUAUUGGUGUUGAGAUUUAUGGCCAACCCAAAAAGCCCAUCAAGACACAGUUCCAGGGCCCUGUGAAAUUCAGCCAUAACCAGUUGGAACGUGAUGGUGUUAUUGCCGAAAGCAACGUCCCAGAGAACAGACGACCCAACAUUUACUUCGCCAUCACAUCCCCCAUACCCGGAACUUUCAUUAUCUCAUUGCACUACAAGGGACGAGACAAGGCUAUACUUGAAAUGGAUCUCAAGCUGGAUGAUCUUUUGGAAAAGCAACAAGAUAAUGUCCAAUUGCUUGACUUGGAGUACGUCCAACUGGACGUCGGCAAAAUCUUGCAAUUACUCAAUAAGACGUUUGUGACUAAAAGCAGAGGCGGCUUAUUCUCUUAAAGAAUCGAUUGUGUGGUGUUAUUGUUGUUUUUAGCAAUGAAUCCAUCAUAUUGGGCUGGUCCUUGUAUUGGUAUUAUAAUAUAUAAAUAUUUUCUUUCUUAUUCUCUGCGAUCCGAGAAAAAAAAAACAAAGAAAACGAACCUU